Messenger RNA from Nicotiana attenuata, 1062 nucleotides. RefSeq names its product nectarin-1-like. Lineage: Eukaryota; Viridiplantae; Streptophyta; Magnoliopsida; Solanales; Solanaceae. The transcript is spliced from 2 exons. Bases 169 to 858 code for a protein of 229 amino acids. Gene Ontology annotation, molecular function: manganese ion binding. Gene Ontology annotation, cellular component: plasmodesma; cell wall. Gene Ontology annotation, biological process: regulation of root development; plasmodesmata-mediated intercellular transport. The record is from RefSeq and is a predicted model, not a curated record.
UCAUUCUUUCCGUGCUGGAAUCGUUAAAGUGAAAGAUUACGUUCAGAAUUACUUGUAGAGCCAUGGCUAGACCAAUAAUGAUCAAGAGAAACUCCUAUAUAUGACGCCCCUUAAUUAUAAAUAAAGCUACCAUUUUCUCUCCUUCUCUAACUUCCUCCAAUCCUAUCCAUGGCUUUCAUGAUCCUUUUCAAGGUAGCCAUCACCAUUUUAAUUAUUACUGUUAACAGAGCUUCUGCGUCUGAUCCAGAUCCACUCCAGGAUGUUUGUGUCGCUGAUUACAACUCAUCUGUAACGGUGAAUGGAUAUGCAUGCAAAAGUAAUUACACAUACGCACCAGAAGAUUUUGCGUCAAUGGCAAUUGCAGAACCAGGAGAACCGAAUAUAUUUGGCACUAAAGUCGGUGUAGCCAACGUUAACAACAUGCCUGGCCUUAACACAUUGGGAAUGUCAUGGGCUCGAGUAGACUUUGAACGUGAUGGUUUAAACCCUCCACAUAGUCACCCACGAGCCACAGAAAUAAUUUUCGUACUUAAAGGUCAAUUAAUUGCUGGAUUCAUCACUACGGACAAUGUUUUUGUUGACAAGUUGAUCAGAAAGGGUGAAGUCUUUGUUUUCCCAAGAGCUCUCAUCCAUUUCCAGUUUAAUGUUGGCAAAGGUAACGCAAGUAUACUUGUGGCAUUCGAUAGCCAGAAUCCUGGUGUUCAGCCUGUAGUUUCCAUGUUUAUAGCAAUACCUAAAAUUCCAGAUGUGGUUGUGGCUAAGACAUACCAAACUAAUGUUACGGUAGUUCAAGAGAUAAGGAGAAGACUUGGAGUACCUGCAAAUGUGACCUUGAAUUACCCUCAUGAUAUUAUGUAGUGAAAUAAAAUUGUCGAAAUCUGGAAAGAAAGAAAAAAAAAAUCUACAUCUUAUAUUCCAGAUGAUGGUGUGGCUAAGGCAUUCCAAACUAGUGGUGAGGAAGUUCGGGCUAUAAGGGCAAGUCUUUUACCUAGGAAUGUGACCAUGGAAUAUAUUCAUGCAAUUAUUAUGUAGUCAAUUAAUAUUGUAAGCAUAAUAAAUAAA